Messenger RNA from Ipomoea triloba (trilobed morning glory), 1197 nucleotides. Its product is annotated as GDSL esterase/lipase At1g29670-like. NCBI's taxonomy places the organism in Eukaryota, Viridiplantae, Streptophyta, Magnoliopsida, Solanales, Convolvulaceae. Gene Ontology annotation, molecular function: hydrolase activity, acting on ester bonds. The transcript is spliced from 6 exons. The record is from RefSeq and is a predicted model, not a curated record. The coding region runs from base 1 to 1197 and encodes 398 amino acids.
AUGGCUUCUGGGCUUCACAUAUGGCUUGCCUUCACCAUUGUAAUGCUAAUAAUGUUUUCUAGCUUAGCUGAGGGAGAACCUCAAGUCCCUUGUUACUUCAUCUUUGGUGAUUCUUUAGUAGAUAAUGGCAACAACAAUAACCUUUCCACUAAAGCAAAGGCAAACUAUCCCCCUUAUGGAAUUGAUUUUCCUGAUGGUCCAACGGGUAGAUUCACCAAUGGUCGGAAUAUUGCAGACUUCUUAGUUGAAUUACUUGGCUUCACCAACUCUAGACCACCAUUUGCGGCAGCGGCGACGACGUCGGAGGAGGAGAUCAUGAAAGGUGUGAAUUAUGCGUCUGGUGCGGGCGGAGUCCUGGAACGAACUGGAAAAUAUCUGGGCGAUCGGCACAGUUUUGAGAGACAGCUACGGUUUCAUAAUGCGACAGUGUCAAGAAUCGGACUUCAUGUGCAGAAUUUGAGCCUGGCUAGAACCCAUCUUAGGAAAUGUCUGUACAGUGUUGGAUUGGGAAGCAAUGAUUACUUGCACGAGUUUCUUGGGGCUGCGAAAUUCCCAGCAAUUCGUCAACCUUUGUACACUCCACAACGAUUUGCGUCUAUUCUUAUCAAGCAAUACGCUAAGCAUCUAAGGACUUUGUACGGUUUGGGAGCAAGGAAAGUAGCAGUGUUUGGGAUUGGAAAAUUAGGGUGCAUUCCUGGAAUGAUAAAGCAUGACGAAAAUGGAUCAUCAAUAUCAUGUGCUGAUUCAGUGAAUGAUGCGGUUGAGAAGUUUGACAAUAAGCUCAAAAUUCUGAUACAUAAGCUCAAUAGAAACCUAUCCGGUGCAAAAUUCAUUUUUUUGAACAUGACCAGCAUUUCUCAUCAAGAUCUCCCAGCCUUGGCUUUUGAUGUGACAAUGAAGCACAAAGAUUCAACUGUUGCCUUUACUGAGGCUCGAACCCACUCCCGUCAUCCAUGUAUAAGCAUUGUAGACAAGCCAUGCUGCAAAGUUUCAACAACAGUAGUAUUGAAGGGGCAAUGUGAGCCAAAUGUAGAGCCAUGCAGCAAUAGAGGGGCAUACAUGUUCUGGGACAAUUAUCAUCCUUCUCAGAUUUCAAGUAUGGCCAUAGCCAGAAGAUCAUACACUUCUUCUCUUGUAACUGAUGCAUACCCUAUGGAUAUUAGGUCCUUGAUUCAGCUUAAUGUACAAAAGAUGUGA